Messenger RNA from Micromonas pusilla CCMP1545, 2127 nucleotides. RefSeq lists its product as uncharacterized. Bases 1 to 2127 code for a protein of 708 amino acids. The record is from RefSeq and is a predicted model, not a curated record. NCBI's taxonomy places the organism in Eukaryota, Viridiplantae, Chlorophyta, Mamiellophyceae, Mamiellales, Mamiellaceae. The transcript has a single exon.
AUGAUGCCGUCCGCCGCGCCCGCGCCCGCCGCGUGCGCGAUGCGCGCGGUCGCCGCGCGACCUCGCGCACGCGUCGCCGCGGUGCGCGCCGUGGUGGGCGUUCCCGCGCUCCCCGCGCCGCGUCGCCGGCGCGCGAGCUCCACCUCGCGCGUCGUCGCCGUCGUCGUCGCGUCGUCGGUCGCGUCCGCCGCGCCCACCGCGACGACGCGCCUCGUCCGCCUCCGCGCGAGGAGGUCGACGAUCCGCGUCUCCGCGAGCGUCGCCGCCGCGGAGACGUCGGACGCGUCCGGCGGAGAGCAGACGCCCUCGAGCGACGAGGGCGAAUCGAAUACGAAUCCGAUCCCGUCGCUCCUCGUCGUCGCCGCCGCGAUCGCCGCCGCCGCGGCGUUCGCGUACGCGGACCUCACGCCAAUCUUCGGCGCGGUCACCGCGGAGAGCCUCGCGCCGACGCAGGACGUCCUCAGAGGCGUCUUCGCGUGGAGCAGAGCGGGCAUGAGCAACGUCGGCGACGCCGUCGCGGAGGGCGCCGCCGACGCCGCCGACGCCGCGGGCGCGGGGUUGCGAUCGCUGGCGUCGGCGCUGAAAGGCGCGCAGGGCGUCGCGGCGGAGACCGCCGCGCGAGCGACCGGGCCGUCCACGCCGCUCGCGACGUUCGUCGAGUCCACGAAGGAGGGGUUCGCGUUCGUGAAGAACGCCGCGGACCAGGGCCAGUGGGGCGUCGUGCUGACGGGGAAACCGUUCAAGGGGCUCGCCGCGGUGACGCUCACGAUCGUUCGCAUCGCGUCGUCGUGGUUCCUCUCCGGCGUGGAGUACGCGUGCGCGAUGCUGUACAGCACCCCCGCGUACGUCGCGGUGAUCAUCGCGCUCGCGCUGAACGCGCUGAACAACGCGGCGAAGGCGUCGGCGGCGGCCGCCGCCGCCGCCGCCGCCGCCGCCGCCGCGGAGGCGGAGAGAAUCGCGGCGGAGAAGGCGAUCGCGAAGGCGAAGAAGGAAGAGGAAGAGAAGGAAGCCGCCGCGCUCGCGGACACGGAGGGGCAGGUCGAGAGCGCGAUGAACGAGGAGGACCAGCGGCGCGCGCUCGCGCGCGUGAUGGACGCGAAGACCGAGAUGGCGGCGAGAGGACAGGAGACGUAUAACGACGCGUUUAAGCAGGCGUACACGCCGCCGCCGCCGCCGACGUACGUCCCGGAGUACGUCCCGCCGCCGAGGGUCGAGACGAGCGGGUACCAGGGCGUGGACCAGAGCGAGGUCGAGAGGAUCUACGCGGAGCUCACGUCGAAGUACGCGCUGGACGCCCCGACCGCGUCGUCGUCGACGUCGGGGUACGACGCGUCGUCGUCGUCGUUUCCGGGGCUGUCGUCCUCGGCGACGACGCCGGCGUCGACGUCGCCGUUCCCGUCGUCCGCGGACUACGGCCUCGGCGGGACGUCGUACGAGUCCCCGUACCCUUCGUCGUUGCCGUCGUCGGAGACGCCCGCCAGCGCCUUCGACGCGGAUGAGUUUCUGAACGCGUUCAGCGCGACGGGCGAGACGGCGGCGAGUUACGCGCCGCCCGCGCGCGUGCCGAAGCCGCGGUCGUCGUCCGCGCCGUCGUACACGGACAAGGGCGUGGAGAUACCGAGUUUCUCGACCCCGCGCGCGGAGCGCGCGCCGUCGAGGCGGGAGGUGGAAAGAGAGAAGAAGAAGCAGCAACAGGAAAAGGAGGCGGCGGCGGCGAAGGCGAAGGCGGAGAAGAAGAAGACGUCCCCGGCCGGGGCGUCGUCGCCGUCGCGCGGCGCCAGCAGCGCGGAUCUCGUGUCGUCGAUGCAGUCGGGAGGAAGCGCUUCCCCGGGGAAGAAGAAGCGGAUGUCGCGACAGGAGUUCGAGGAGAGCGUGAAGAGCGGCGACGCGGCGAACCUCGCGGGCAAGGCUCUCGGGUCCGCGCUGAAGGGCGGCAUCGGCGCGCUCGGCGACCUCGUGUCGAAGGCGUCGGAGACCGCCGCCAAAAGCGCCGCGUCGAAGCCGCCGCCGGCGGCGAAACUGCCGCCGGUGGAUAAGAUCGAGGGGACCGGGACCGUCGACGCGGGGUCGUCGGACGACGCCGUGAGCGAGGGGACGGUGAUCAAGAAGGCGCCGAAGAAGGACUGA